Plectropomus leopardus (leopard coralgrouper) is the source of this 1173-nucleotide messenger RNA. RefSeq lists its product as uncharacterized. Lineage: Eukaryota; Metazoa; Chordata; Actinopteri; Perciformes; Serranidae. The record is from RefSeq and is a predicted model, not a curated record. Gene Ontology annotation, cellular component: cytoplasm.
AUGGAGACGGAGCAAAUGGCUGCGAGUUGUCAUGAAGCGGGCCAGACUUCUGUCAGGAACUGGCGGUCCUCCAGCACAAGAGGAGCACCCAGAACUCCCAGUGACAUCACGUCUCGUUUCCGUGGAGAUGGGGUUCGCUACAAAGCCAAGCUGAUUGGCGUGGACGCAGUACCCGACGCAGAGGGGGAAAAGAUGUGCUGGGACUCAAUGAUGAAGCUAAAGGGCUUUGAGGCAGCAGCAAGGAAACAAGGGAGACACAAGCAAAGAGUUUGGCUGAAAAUUUCCUCCAGUGGCCUGAAAAUCUUGGAUGAAAGGACUGGGGCUGUGCUUCACGACCAUGACAGGAGCAGGAUCAGCUCUUUAAGGAGAGACGAGUCUGACUCCAGAGCUCUGGCCUACGUCUACCAAUACCAAGACACCUACUGCCUCUUCUACAUCAAGACAGCCAACCUGGCAGAUCCAGUCCUACUUGACUUAGAGGAUGUUUGUCAGAUUGUGGACGAGGAGACGUGUCCAGCAGAACCUGCAGAAACACCGACACAAGCCAGUUCCUUAUUGCUUCUAAAUGACAGUUCAGUCCCUCCAGAUGAGGGACCAGCUUUUAAGGAUAUAUUCAGUCCAAGACCGGAGUCUUCCUCAGGACGAUCAAACCAGACCUCUUCCAGUAAUGAGCUGAUGGAAGUCUUCUCCGUCCAGAUGGAGGAACCAAUGAUGCCCAGCCAAAGCCCAUGCACCAGUCAGCCAGGGACUCCACAGUCCCCACAGUCUCCCCAGGCAAUGCUCUCCACCUCUCAGAUCCUCUCCAUGUUCCCCACACAGCCAGUGGGAGGCUCUCCGUACUCCUCUCCACCGUACUCUCCCACCACCAUGCCCUGGGCCCAGCAGGGGCCUCUAGGAAAUUCUCAGUGGGCAGGUCCAGCUGUGGCACCUUGGCCCACAAUUCCUGGCAAUAUGGCAGCUUGGGCACCAGCAGGCAUGGCAGCACCACCUACAGGCAGCCAGAUUCAGGCAAACGGCCCUCAGCCAGGUGUCAUGGGAGGAGGAAGCACACCUGCCUCACCCACUGCUGUCAUCGGAUACCCCAGCUCUUUAAACUCCCACUACGCCCCCGCUGGAGCAGCAGCACCUCUGCAGCCAGUGUUGCCCAGCUUGGACUUGGAUCCCCUCCUGUGA